Molecule: messenger RNA, 2174 nt
Organism: Rubroshorea leprosula
Lineage: Eukaryota; Viridiplantae; Streptophyta; Magnoliopsida; Malvales; Dipterocarpaceae
Source: the annotation of a GenBank genome assembly
GCAAGUCCUACAAUUCAAUCCUCCAAGCAAAACAGAUGCACCUACUUCUCCUCAAGAAGGGUAUUCUUACUUCAACUGUUACAAUCGGCAACCGCCUCCUACAGUUGUAUUCGCGCUGUGGCAGCAUGGCUGAUGCCUGGAGGCUGUUCGAGGAAAUGCCGCACAGAAAUUGUUUUUCUUGGAACACAAUGAUUGAUGGCUAUAUGAAAUCAGGUAGUGAGGAAAAUUCCCUGGAGUUGUUCCAUUUGAUGCCCCGCAGGAAUGAUUUCUCGUGGAAUGUGGUCAUUUCGGGGUUGGUUAAAAAGGGUGAUCUAAAAGUAGCACUGAACUUGUUCAACAGCAUGCCUAGCAAAAAUAGGGUUGCAUGGAAUUUAAUGAUUCAUGGCUAUGCUCGAAAUGGAUUUCCAGCGGAGGCUGUUCGGCUGUUUAAAGAAAUUAAGUCGUUGGGUGAUAAAUUUGUCUUGGCCACUGUUAUUGGAGCUUGCACUGAUUUGGGAGCUAUUGAAUACGGGAAGCAGAUCCACGCACGCAUUGUUAUUGACGGAAUGGAACUUGACUCAGUAUUAGGCACUUCUCUGAUUAACAUGUAUGGGAAGGGUGGUGAUUUGGAGACUGCAAAUCACGUUUUGAAUUCAAUGAAGGAACAUGAUGACUUCUCCUUGUCAGCUUUAAUUUCAGGUUAUGCAAAUUGUGCAAGAAUGAGUGAUGCAAGAAGAAUCUUUUACAGGGAAAUUAAUCCAUGUGUUGUGGUGUGGAAUUCAAUUAUUUCUGGACAUGUUUUGAACAAUGAGGAAGUUCAAGCAAUAGCAUUUUUUAAUAAGAUGCGGGAAAAAGGAGUUCAGGGGGACUCCUCUACAAUUGCAACUGUUUUUAGUGCAUGCAGUAGUUUAGGCAGGUCCGAACUUGUCAAACAAAUGCACUGUCAUGCUGGAAAAGUUGGUGUAAUUCAUGAUCUUGUUGUUGCCAGUGCUCUGGUGGAUGCCUGCUCCAAGUGUGGAAGGCCUGAAGAUGCUUGCAAAUUAUUUGCUGAGCUCCAAGCCUACGACACAAUCUUGCUCAAUUCUAUGAUCACUGCGUAUUCCAGUUGUGGAAGAAUUGAAGAUGCAAAGCAGAUAUUCAAGACAAUGCCAAGUAAAAGCUUGAUAUCAUGGAAUUCAAUAAUGGUUGGUCUUUGCCAAAAUGGUUGUCCAAUUGACGCUUUAGAUCUGUUUCGUAAGAUGAAUAAACUGGGCUUGAGGAUGGACAGGUUUAGCUUGGCUAGUAUCAUCAGUGCCUGUGCUAGUAUAUCUUCUCUUGAACUUGGUGAACAACUUUUCACUAGAGCUAUUGUCAUUGGGCUAGGAUCUGAUCAGAUAAUCUCUAGUUCACUUGUUGAUUUCUACUGCAAGUGUGGUUUAGUUGAAUAUGGACAAAAAAUAUUCGAUGAAAUGACAAAAUCAGAUGAAAUCUCUUGGAAUUCAAUGCUGAUGGGGUACGCUACUAAUGGUCGUGGACCCAAAGCACUUGCUUUGUUUGAUGAAAUGAGGAAUAUCGGAGUAAGACUCAGUGAUAUAACAUUCACAGCAAUUCUGUCUGCCUGUGAUCAUUGUGGACUGGUAGAAGAGGGACGCAAGUGGUUCAAAUCAAUGGAAUGGGACUAUCAUAUCAAUCCAGGGAUAGAACAUUACUCUUGCCUGGUUGAUCUUUUUUCCCGCGCUGGUUGCCUUGGGGAAGCAGUGAAUCUUAUAGAUAAUAUGCCUUACAAGGCAGAUGCAAACAUGUGGUCCUCAGUUUUGAGAGGUUGUGUACAACAUGGAGAUAAAACACUUGGGAAGAAGGUGGCAGAGAAGAUUAUUGAGCUUGAUCCUGAGAAUUCAAGUGCUUAUGUACAGUUGUCCAGCAUUUUUGCUACCAGAGGAGAAUGGGAAAGAUCAGCUCUAGUUAGAAUGAUAAUGGAAGAGGAGGAAAUACAGAAAAAUCCUGGUUGUAGUUGGGCUGAUGGUUCAACAACCAUGUCUGUGGUGGCAAAUUGAUCAAGAAACUAGAAGGAAAGAACCUCAGCCUUUAUUUUCAUCAUUCAAUUGGCACUGCAGGUGUCUUGCAAAAAGGUAAGAUUCCUUUUUUAAACUCACUCCAGCAAAAUCACAGUUGUUUUUUUGACUUUAUUUUUUCUAAAUUAAAUAUUUAAGAAUAAU